AUGGGCAAGAAACAACAUCAGAAAGAUAAAUUGUGAGUUACAAAUUUACUUUUUUAAAUUGUUUUAAGGUAUUUAACAACGAAGGAAUGGAAAGACUCGUUUGGAGGACACAAAAGUUCGAUUGGAACUCAGAUUCAGAAGGCUCAAUUUAAAAAGCUACCUUUUACUCAUUGUGCAUUGACCUUUUUGCCAUACAAAGAGCCAGUUUGCACUACAUCUGGGGUUAUUUUUGAUAAAAAGCCGAUAACGGAUUAUAUAAAGAAGCAUAAGAUAAAUCCUGUAGAUGGAAAGAAAUUGGAGGCAAAAGAUUUGAUUGAUCUUCACAUGAGCAAGGAUAAUGAAGGUAAGCAGUGAGAACGAUUUAGAAAUUGUUUUAUUUUUAGGUAAUUUUCAAUGUCCAGUCACAUUCCGCACCUUUACCGAAUCAUCAUUGAUUGUUACCAUACGAACCACGGGUAAUGUAUACGCCAUGGAAGCCGUUGAAGAGUUAAAUUUAAAAAGAGCACAUCUAAAAGACUUGUUAAAUGAUGUCCCGUUUCAAAGAAAGGAUAUCAUAACUCUACAAGAUCCCAAUGAUUUGGAGAAGUUUAACAUCGAACGGUUUUAUCACGUUCAAUUUGAUACUCGAACUUUGGAAGACAUUGCUGAAGAAAAGAAGCAGAUGCAAUCGGCUUCAUUUUACCUUAAUAAAGUGAGUUGUCUUUGCAUUGAUUUUUAAGGUGUUUUUUUCAUCGUAAAUGCUGUUUUUAACCUUAGUGUGUCUAAAUAUAUUUUAAAACUAAAGUACGUAUUUUUAGCUCAAUUCAGAAGCAAAGACUGCUUUACAAAAGCUUAAUACGAAGUAUGAAGCGAAAGAGCAAGAAAAGAAGAAGGAAAUAGAAGCCGAUACCGUAAAUGCUGCACAUUAUUCACAAGGUCGAAUGGCAGCAGGCUUAACUAGUACCGUAAUGGAGCCAAUUACUGUAAAUAAGGCUGCGGUGUUAGACGAGAGUACAGUUAAGUAAGUUAUUUUUUUACGUUGAGAUUUUUCAGAUACUUUUUUUUGAAUUACUGAUGUUGUUCUUAAGGCAUUAUCUUAUUACAGGUAUGCCAGAGUAACAAAGAACGGCUACGUUCGAGUUAUCACAAACCAUGGACCAUUGAAUUUGGAAUUGUUUUGCAAAAUUGCACCAAAAGCUUGUGAAAACUUUAUAAAACAUUGUGCAGAUGGUUACUACGACAAUUCACGUUUCCACAGAUCAAUCAAACACUUUAUGAUACAAGGCGGAGAUCCAACCGGCACUGGGAAAGGCGGAGAAUCAAUUUGGGACAAACCAUUUGAAGACGAAGUCCAUCAUUCACUUCAUCACGACGCUAGAGGAGUCCUGAGCAUGGCGAAUCGCGGUACUGACACUAAUCAGUCUCAAUUGUGAGUUUUAUUUUUGAAACACCGAAAAAAAUAAUGAAAAAGUUCAAAACUCUGAAAAAAGGUUCAAAAACGUAAAAUAGUUUAAAAAAACAUUUUUAGCUUCAUUACUUACCGACCAUGUCGUCAUUUAGAUGGUAAACACACGAUUUUUGGAAAAUUAGUUGGUGGUUUACCUACUUUGGCAUCUAUUGAAAGGGUUGAAACUGAUAAAAGUGAUGCACCGUUAGAACCAAUCGUUUUCAUCAAGGCCGAAGUGUUCGUAAAUCCAUUCGAAGAAGCGGAAGCACAAGUAAUCAAAGAAAGGGAAGAAGCCAUGGGUAUUCAACGAGAUAAAAGUAAGCUUUAAUAGGUAAAUUGGCGUUAGGGGAGUCACUAGUUCUCUUUCUUGAGUAGACGGCAUUUGUAAAUCACGGUUUAAAAAUACGACGAUUUUCAGAAACGGUGCCAGAAUUCAAGUCAACCGGUCACACCUCAGAAUUGCCAAAGCUAAAAGCACAUUCAGCUGGAGUCGGUAAAUACAUACGACCGGACGUAAAAACAGCACUGAAACGGAUUGGUGAUAUUGGGUUAGUAGGUUCUGAACCAAAGCAGAAGACUAAGAAAUCGUAUGACUUUAGCGACUGGUAA
Bursaphelenchus okinawaensis is the source of this 2035-nucleotide messenger RNA. Lineage: Eukaryota; Metazoa; Nematoda; Chromadorea; Rhabditida; Aphelenchoididae. The record is from the annotation of a GenBank genome assembly.